AUGGAGACAAGUGAUCCCAUGGUCAAGAAGAAAUCCGAUCGCGUACCUACCAAUGCACCCGUGGUGUGGAAAGUUCUGGCCAUCGUCUUCAUUCUGAUAAGUUUAGCGUUAAUGAUUGCGUUGAUUGUUGUAGCAACGAAGAAAUCAAAAAGCGAUCGUGAGCCAGCUGAAAAUUCCAAAGGAGAUCAUGUUAUUCAAGUGGAAAACUGUGUAAAUGGAAUGGAUGGACUUGCUGACCCACCUAAGUCUUCGGGUCUUUUCGACGAUCUAACAAUCGAAGAAAUCACCGCUGUUAGAGCGUAUCUAAUGGAGCAAGCUUCACUUAACCUAACGGAACCUGCCGAAGCAUCGGUCGACAGUAAUUACAUCUACAUGAUACAGUUUCUUCCACCGUCCAAGAAUGAAGCUUUAGAGUAUUUGGACAACAAUGGCGCCAAGCCUGAACGGAAAGCUGUGGCGGUGGUAUUUCAUGGCGCUGCCAAUCCCCCGCUUGUCAGAGAAUAUAUAGUCAGCCCUGUUUCCAAACCUACUGGACACGUCGCAAGAAAGAUUCCUGGUGGGGAGAAAGACUUUGUAACAUUCAAUGCUCGGCCUUUUGAUACUCGCACGAGAAUGAUAAUGACCUAUGUUGUACAUUAUGUCUCUGCAAAACUCGAUAAGCUAAUGAAAGAGAGUUACGAUGGCUUCUCGUUCACCGGAUGCAAGUCACCUAAGUGUCUUGGAAUUGGUUUUACUUCUCCUAUGGGAUUUACUGCCGAAGAUCGCAUAAGUUGGAUCAAUUUCAAACGUGACAUGACAGGACAUCUUGACUUGUCGAUGUUAGUAGAUUUUGGAGGAGCGGACACGAAAAAAUGGAAAAUACUCAAGGUUCUCUACAAUAAUCAGACAUUUGACUCUGUUGAUGAGUUAGCGGCCAAAUACGAGAACAACACCAUCAACAAGAUUUUUGUUCCUGCACCAAAGGGGAAGGACGCGUUGUUUUCAAGCUAUCAACGUCGGAGAGAUCCACAGCCACCCACACCAAUGAGAGGACCAGAACAGUACGAGCCCGAUGGAAAACGCUAUACCGUUAACGGACGUCAUGUCAGCUACAUGUCUUGGUCCUUCGAUUUCAGAAUGGAUUCCAACAGUGGCAUGCAGAUCUACGAUAUAAAAUUCAACGGAGAGAGAAUUGUUUACGAGCUCAGUCUUCAAGAAGCAGCUGCAACAUAUACAGGUUAUUAUCCAGCCGCUUCGUGGAAUAACUUCCUCGAUGGAGGCUGGGGAAUGGGAGCAUACAGCAUGGAGCUGGUUCGUGGUGUGGAUUGUCCCUACUCCGCAACAUUCUUUGACCUAGUGCACAUGUUUGAAAAACCAACGACUGUGCGAAACGCCGUCUGUGUAUUUGAACUAAACACUGGAAUGCCACUUCGCCGACAUUAUGAUAACAACUUUUACAAUGGUUAUAAAUUCUACGGAGGAAUGACCAACCAAGUUUUAGUUCUGCGUUCUGUGGCGACGCUGUAUAACUAUGACUACGUGUUUGACUUCUUAUUUUACCAAAAUGGUGUCAUUGAAGUUAAAAUGUCAGCCUCUGGGUACGUCUAUGGAGCAUUCUAUGACUCCAACAUGGACCCUUACGCAUACCCCCUCCACAAGGAUUUCACAAGUGGUACACACGAUCACCUCAUCAAUUAUAAAGUAGACUUGGACAUUGGUGGGCGUAAGAACUCUUUCGAGACCAUUGAAAUUGGAAUCGAAAACAUCACUGAGCGAUGGUUUCCCGAUAGACGACGUGUUCAGAAAGUUCUGAAACGCGAUGUGAAGAAAACAGAGAUGGACGCCGCUUACAAGUUUGACUUCGACCAUCCAAUGUACCUAAACUUCUUCAAUGAAAAGAAGAAAAACCGAAUGGGUGUGAAAAAAGGAUACCGCAUCCAGCUGGACAACAUGUUGAAGCAGUUGUACCCAGAAGACUGGAUGAUCACACCGAUGUUGAGCUGGUCCCUCUACCAAAUGGCUGUCACCAAAUACAAAGAGAACGAGACACAGAGCAGCUCUAUAUAUAACCAACAGUCACCGACAAAUUCCCAGGUUUGUAAUUAAUUUGUUUAAGGAAAUGAUUCAUCUGGAGCAUUCCAUGUGGGAGUGGUGGUAAAUCGAUAGCAUCUUACAAUUACACAAGACGUAGCCUUCAUAUAUGUGUGUACUUGUUUCUUCUUCUCCCAUCUGGGCUUGUACCUCUCUCCUUGAGCCUGACUCCGGAUUUCUAACACAAACCUUCCACGCACGAAAAAGGAAACCAGUGGGAUAAAAUUGCUUGGUUCGUUUCUCAGCCCUUCAGCUAAAUAAGAGUCAGGAAUAUUUUCAAAAUACUCCGUCAGCUCUCAGAAAUGAUUUUUGGGUUGGUUGCAUCCCUUACUCGUCGUCAAAUUAUCUGUAAUUAUUUUUAUCUAAAUCAUUUGAUUUUGAGUGGCAACUACACUUUUUAUAAGCCCAUUUUGGUAUGUUUUAGGUAGGUCGUGAAACAGAUAAAUCACUUGCUUUAUCUCGACUAAGAGCGCUGUUUGACUAAGCGUUGCAAACCCAAAACCAAAUGUAUCACAACAGCCAAUUAGAAGAAAGGGAAAUCCUGUUAAAGCUAAUAAAAGUUAAAAAUAUUUGUCUCAUAUUUUUCCCAGGUUGAUUUCCGUAAUUACCUCGUGGAUGAUGAUCCCAUUGUCAAUGAGGACCUGGUUUCCUGGGUAACAAUAGGGGCGAUGCACGUGCCUCAUUCAGAAGACUUGCCUAACACCGCUACGGCUGCCAACUCCGCCAGCUUCUUCAUAAGACCUUUCAACUACUUUGACGAGGAUCCUUCCAUCGGAUCUACCAACGCCAUUUUGAUCAAACCCAUAAAGCCGUAUAAUUUCACUGGGCAGAUAGUGGAGCGAUAUGGCACUCCUGUGGGACCACAAUGCAUCCCCAAGGACUAUAAAAUUGACUUUAAUGGAACUUACCUUUAUGGAUAGAUGGGUUAUUUUGAGUUAUUUCGAACACUUCCGUUCCGUUCGAUCUCGGACGCUAUCGUCUUCUUUCGGACGCCAUAGACAAUUUUUGUACCCUAUUACCUGAAUGGUAACUGUUCGUUUCGCUUUCAAGUCGUUUCGCUAAAAACCAUGCCAAUUCACUAACGUCUCAUGUCGUUUCGCUAACGUCUCAGGUCGUUUCGCUAACGUAUUACGAAACGAUAAGUGAUUCCAUCAGCAGAACUUGAUCGAUUUCUAAUCGGCCUAAAAGUCGGAGGGAGUUAGUUCGUUUCCAUGCAAACUAAAAGUCGAUUUGAUACAAGCCAGAGAUUAUGUCUUGAUACAAGUCGGUUCAAGACAAAAUGAAGUCGAAAAAAAUGCAUAUACAUGUAGUGAUCUUUGCGACUUCGACCAAUCGAUACAGUCUAUCAUCGGCCGAUCUUACGCGGUAUUGCUGUACAGCAUUUCAUUUGUCGCUACUUCAAAGAAAACAAAAAUGAGUGCAGACGGCAGUGAAAUAACCUCAAAUGUUAGUGAAACGACCUUUGAGACGUUAGCGAAACGACCUGAGAGGUUAGGGAAUUGGUCAUAAGCGCAACGACCCGUAUGCGAGACGACUGCAAACCAUCUGAACUGCAAACGGUCCGAUUUCGAACGAUUGCAUUUGAUUUCGGAUAGUUCUGCUCUAACUUGAUUUUUUUUACUAUUGUAGUUGACGCUUAGUUUCAAAAAGCUUCAAAAGGCUGGUUUUGAGUCAGAUAACGUAAAUACAUAAAAAUUUCUCAUUGAUAACACAUGCAUGUUUGUUUGGCCUGCCGCUGAACUGUUUUUCCUCUCCUCUGCGACCUGUUUGUUCUGUAUUGCUGACCUGUUUACACGGUAAACCAAUCUGACUAGAUAUUGUCAGAGAAUUCAGUGUGUAGCGCUGAAAUGUAGGUUUUAUACAAUGUGAGUUUAGCUCUCAGUUCCUAUAUAUGUAGCGACCGUCUGUCCAGUUUCUCAAUGGAAUUAUGUAUUGCUUCCUUUAGAUCGUACAGUCUUGCAUGGAAUCAAUUAUACGAUUGGCAUUGCCCAGUGGGAUUGUCUACUUGUUUUCAAAGAAGCACUGAUUACGGACGUUUUCCGCUUAAAUGUAGAAAGGGCAGCCCUAUCCAUUGAAUGAACUCCUCCCCCUAGAAUAUAUCAAAGUCCCCGAUACUCUCAGGAGCUUGUUGUCAUCCGACUUUGGAGGAAGUUUGGCUCAGUAAGAGCGAUGGCCCCGUAAUCUGGUAGUCUCGGGUUCAAAAUCUUCAACUUGCUACUAACUGAAGUUGUUCUUAAUUGUCCCGAGUGCAAUUCCUUGGCUGCCCUCUCUACAUGACCGACUCGUCUGCCUCCUGCCAGUUGGGAUUUUCAAAAGCUGUAUAUAUUUAUGUUUUUUACAAUGUUUACCAGAUCAUUACUGUUAAUUGCUAACAAUUGCUUAUUGCUAUAAAAUAGAGCCGCCUCGUUAUCAUUAUUAUCUUUAUUAUUAUCUUUAUUAUUAUUAUUAUUAUUAUUAUUAUUAAUUGAAGAUCUCCAUUGUGGAGCAGGCCAUGUGAGAAGAAAAAUGAGACUGCUCCACAAAAAGUAAAAACUAUUCUGAGAGAAGUAUGACUGGUAUAAAGGGCCGAAAAUAUAUAUUUGGAAAAAAACUUCACUAAGACAUACAAAAUUAAAUUGAGCGUUUUUCAAACGAACGGAUGCAAGCAUGAACUCAUCGCAAAUAGAGCUUUGUAAGUACCUCCUCGCGCGCGACCCCCUCCUUCCUAAAGAUCUCUUCACGCUCGUCUCGUACUUGUAACGUACUCCGAGGGUGAUGUCUUUGAAAAUGACCCCUGACCCGCUGGCUUUUGGACAUUUUAAGUUUUUUCGUUCUGUUUUGUUUUGUUUUUACUUUUUAAAAGCAUAUGAAAAAAACCUACUGCCAGUGGAACUAUAUCCCAAAUCUUCGCAACCGUUUUUUUUUAAUGUCACGCAACACUACCCAUUCUAUGGCACCCUGGAAGGAUCCCUGAUAAAAGAGAUCACACGGCACUUGGCUUCUCUUCGAAUAGGAUUUAAAUUGCAGCUCCCUCAUUUGUUUUCAAUCUACAUCUUUAGUCUCUAGCCUUAAUAAGAGGCUAAUUAAUAAUAGGGCUUUGGAUCGUAGCUCAAUAAGAGAAGGAGGUACACGCGCGUACUCACGCGGGACAAAGUGUGAUCGCGAUGUAACGUGACUGGGUACUACUCCCCAUUCCUCCCCGUCUGGGGGGCUAAGUUCAUUCAGUUCAGUUCUUUAUUUGGCGGUCUUUGUGCGUACAAAGGCAAAAGGGGAAUCUCUCUUCACUCUUCACAUAUCUGUCCAGGAAUUGCUUUUUGCACAAAUGUCUAACCCGGAAACGCAGCCGAAAAAAAGGAAAGAGCUGGAGGACUGCGACGAAGAAAAUCCAAAGAAAUCAAAGACUGAAUCUGCUGACACCUUGAUCGAUUCGUCAGGUCAUGAAACAAAUGACACGAAGGAAAACCACUUAGGAGACGAAACCUUACCCGGGGCCGGAUCAGAGGAGGCCACAGAACUCGAUAAAGCCCAGGUAGAGUGGAUUUAGAGCAAAUGUUUCUCAGGGAUUGCGCCCCUCAGCUGGUUUCGAUCGCUUAGGUCAAAUUUCUCUUUGAGGUGCAUUUUGCCGGUCAGUAACUUCCAAUUUUUUUUUUGUAAGAUUUAAUUAUUGUUUACGAUUUCUAGACCACAUCUCAAAAUCUUAGUCAUCGAUAGUUGCUCAAAGUUUUGAAAAGGUUCGCCAUGUGCUAAAUCACUCAUGAGGUGCAGAAAUUUUUCAAGAACGUAAUCGCUCAACCGAAAAAACUUCGGUCUUGAGAUGCAAAUGUUAGAUUGAUCGACAAUGGAUAGAAAUUUUCUGUGGAUGCAUGCUAAUCUCUUUGUUCGACAGUUUCCGGUUCACUAAAGGAAAAUGAUUUAUUUUCGGCCAAAAGAUCAAUGAAAUCAUCGUGAAGGAAAUAUUUGCUGGCAUGACAGCGGAGCACAUGACGAAAUUUCAAGAAUUGUGUUAUGUGACAUUCGAAACGAAUCAAUAACAACAGAAAUCCUUUCGCGGGAAAUUAACAUGCGCCGCAGAUAUGAACAAGCUGUCGCAAAUUAUAUUUUUGGUUUCUGCGAUAUUAUUAAAAUCACUGAAAUGACACACAAAGAUUUGCUUCUUGUAACGCGCUUUUGUGCGAUGUUUUGAGUUAUUCGUCAGACGAAGUUAUGUCCUCAUUCAUUUAAAUAACAUAAUUGCAAUUGCAGCAGAAACUAAUGAUUUUAGCGUUGGAGAAAUUUGCUCGUUUGAGCUUCAAAAUCCUUACCGCUUUAAUUAAGACACAAAUCUGCAUUUCCCCUAAGGUCCUCUGAGAUUCAACAAUAUAAUUUUUAUCUUAUUUUCCAAAAAAAAAUAACUUGCAGUUUACUUUAGUCUUAUCACAAUCUGCAAAAUUUUAAUGAUUCGGUUUCCAAACUGUUUUUACGAAAUUAUUCGUGGAUCGAUUUAGACCUAUUUUAACCGGAUCAUUGGACGUACAAAGUGAGGAGUACAGAUUGAAAAAUUAUGGCGUUAUUCAAGUAAAAAUGCUCGGUACAAAGGCCGGGUUUUGUUCAAAAUUUCUUAAAUGCAGUAAUUUGCAUAUUUAUAAUACCAAACAUCUGUCUUGUUAAUAUUGUAUUUCUUGCCAUUCUAAGUAAAAAAGUUAACCUUAUUGUAUAGCUUCCUGGUUGUUUUUCAAUUUAUAUGGAUAUUGUACUUGUGCUAAAUGGAGACCACAUGGUGGCUGGGUGAAUACAAGAUAUUAAUGUAAAUUGAUGUGAUGAGUUUAACCUACAUGCCUUGUCACAUUUCAAAUGACUUUCUUGAUUAAUGGUUCCUGGGUUUUCAGAAGUUCUUUAUGUUACUUUCAAGAUUUUCAUUUUAGUGAUUAGAACAGAAGAUCAAAAGAUAACUGUGAUGAGUGUAAUCUUUGUACUCAUGCCUGUUACAUUUGAAAUAACUUUCUUGAUUAAUGGUGUGGUGCUUGGGUUUUCAGAAGUUCUUUUUUAUCUUUCAAGAUUUCCAUUCUGGUGAUUAGAACUUAGGAUAAAAAAAAUAAUUACUGUGGUAGUUAAAUCUAUGUAUGUACUCAUACCUUGUCAGAGUUAAAUUUUUUUCUUUGUUUAAAUUAAUGCAUGGUGCUUGAGUUUUCAGAAGUUCCUUAUGCCUUUUAGAUUUUCAUCCCAGUGAAUCUACCUGAAAAUAUGUUCCCUUUGUUAAAAGAUGUUUGAGGAAGGUGUCAUAGCUUCUUAUUUGGUACUCUGGCAUUUUUGGUUAAAAAAAAAUGUCAUUAAAACCAGUGUUGAACCAAAGUACCCCUGUAGUAGUCUAAUUGUCCAAAAAUACUGUCCAGAAAUGUUUCCAGUAACAAAAGUGAUAAAAAUUCAUCAAAAUCAUCAAAUCCAACAGGCUGAUUGCACUUUAAUGAAUUUGACUAAACUUUGUAGCCGAUUUAGCUUUGACAAAUUUGCCUAAAUUAUGGGCAGAAUUUUCAAAUCCAUUAACGUUCACUCGGUUUCAUGAAAUUUCAUCAAAUCCUGCAUGCAUUUCUGGACAUAAAUGGAUAAGCCAGUAGGCCUUUUUCCCUUUGUAUUUUUUUAAAAUGUAACAAAACAAAAGCCUUAUAAUGCCUAUAAAUUAAACCUUUGACCCCUAAGAUUGACCAGCAUCUAAUUUCUCUUAACAAUAUCAGCCCUGAGUCAAAUAUUUAGGUCAUAAGAAUAGAGGAAAAGAUCAUCAACAGAAAAGGCUUUUGAUUGUUAAACAAAUUCUCAUUGUUAGUACCUUAGUGAAUGUAUAGAGAACAGUAGAGAGAAUAUGCAUACUGAUGUUAGGCUGUAAAGAGUUAAAUGUAAGCAUAUAACAUGACUUGUAGUUGCACUUUCAUGAGGAAGUUGGGUUGAGCUGUAAGUUCUUGUCACAAAACAUUCAGUCAUUGGAGAAAACUAGCGAAAAAUUUUGAACUUUUUUUUUUUUUAUUUUUUUUUUUUUUUACAUGACCUUUGACAUGAAUUCCAUGAUGAAAUCCCUUGAAAGGGCUUUCAUCCAAGAAUUUUAAGAUAGAACUAGAUAUUUAUUUUGAAUAAUGAAAAAGAAGAACAAAAAAACUAAUUUUAACUGCAUUGUCCCAAACUAAAUAUGGAAAAUUGAGAAUUUUGCUUCUAUUUUUUUUUAAAGUCUCCAGCACCACCUAACACAUGUGGUAAGCUUCUUAUAAGUGGAGCAACAAACUGGGACCUAGUUGGACGGAAGGAGACACCAAAAUCUGCUGGUAAGUUUGUGUUUCAUGAAACUCUUAUUUUGGUCAACAGGCUGCCUAGGGGUUUAAGACAAUGUUUGAAUCAUGAGUGUUACACAAAGUAUUCUGAGUAAAGCAAAAUUCAGGAAAUCAAUAACUGUAUGCUUUAAAUGACCUAAAAUUUGUCAUGUUAAUUAUUUCCCAUCACCAUCACAGUAAAAUGUGCCUUUCAUGCAUGUUGACCCCUUAGCUAACUCAAGAUUAACCCAAUUUGCUGGCCAUUGACUCUUGUUGUUUGCUAAAUUCAGCUGUAUUGAGUUCUUAAAUGGCUCAGAGGUAAGCAUGCUCGACUCUGAAUGGUAAGGUUAGGGUUUGAGCUCUUGGUGGGGGAGGGGGUUGUUCAUUGUGCUGUGUUCUUGGACAAGAUACUUUUCUCUUACUUGACCUCUCUCUGCCCAGGAUGAUAAAAUAGGUGCUGGAAAUUACUUUAAGGAAACUUGAUAGGUUGCUGGAUAUUCACCAGUGAUGCAGAUGGUACUGAAACUGUAAUAAGUAAGGAGUUAUGAGGGGUGAUAUGUUGAGCUGAAUUAUACAUGCAUUUUGAUUUUUUCUUACAUAUGAUCUGUAAGAGGACAGAUACACAAAUGAAAUGACCCUUAACAAAAUUUUGCUAUUUUAUCAUUGUAAAAAAAUGUAUUAAAUUCCAUUCGGUCAUGUUACUGUUCAAUAAUAGAUCACAGAAAGUGUCAAAAAUAUAGUAAGAGCAUCAUUGACAAUUCAGCCGCACCUUGUGUCACUCUUUUUUUUUUUUUUUUUCCCACAUUUUGAUGUCAUUUUGUAAAGCAACAUUGUAUUUUUUUAAGUAGACUCUUUUAAAUUUCUAUCCCUCUGUUUGGUCAAAAGAAAAAAAAUACAAAGCUAAAAAGAAAAAAAAUGAUAGGCUAGGCCAUUUCUACCAUAUAGCAAAUAAGGCAAUUAAUUUAAUAGAGGGGGUAAUUUUUUAACCCUUUAACUCCCAUGAUUGACCAAGACAGAAUUUCUCCUUACAAUAUAAAUACAAUAUCAAGCAUGCAAGUGAUGAGAAUUAGGACAAAUAUCAAUUAGGGGAUUAUAAGUUCAUCCAAUCCCAAAUUCUCUAAACUUACGUCACAAGAACUGUAUGGAAGACAGUAAGGAGAAUUAUCAAUUAGAUCUUGGGAGUUAAAUGGUUAAAGAAAUCUUUAUAUAACAAGGUCAUUAGCCCUUUGUUGUUUGCUCAAAAUGUCAGCUUACAAACUUCUUAAUAUGGUAACCAAUUUACAUUAUCAACUCAGUUGACAAACCAAAUAAUCCAAUUAAUGUAAUGUCCUCAGGUAAUGCAGGAGGUCCAAACUUAUGGGAACCGCACAGCAUCUCAUCACUGAACCACAUCAGAGUGCAGCUGGUGGCUUCAGGUCCAAGUGCUUGUCAUAGCAUCAUCAUCUGUGAAGAUGGAACUGCUAUGAGUUUUGGUAAGCAUGCAAUUUGAUGUCGUUAUUUGGCCAGUAAAAUGUAAGUGUGAAAGUUUGGACUCUAAAUUCUCCAUUUUUGUGGAAAUUGACCCAAGCAAUUUUCCGUAGCAUUUGAUGUCUGUCAGGAAAACUUUAAUGCCCGAGAUCUGAUUGAUUAUUCUCCCCUUUAGCUGUCACACAUUUUCCUUGAAAACUAGUAAGGAGAAUUUGGUGUUACAUGUAUAUCACGACAACAUUGUAGUAUUUUUGAUAAGGUUGAUAAUGUAUGGUUAUUUUUGGGAGGAGUUACAUGGUAAUAAUUAUAUUCAGGGGGUUUAAGAGUUAACCUUUGGAGACUGGUGACUUUGACAUGUGAUCCAAGUUUUCAAUAAUUUUAAGGAUUAGGUUUCAGGAUUAAGUUUCAAGGCCCUAUUUAGUCUUGAGGCCUUUACUUCCAAGAUCUCCUUAUUGUCUGCCAUACAAUUCUUGAGAUGGUAGUUCAGAGAAUUUUGUUUUGGAUCAACCAACAAUGCUCUAAUUCCUAUUAAUUUUUUUAUUCCCAUCACUUGUCUACUUGAUAUUGUGUUGAUAUUGUAAUGAGAAAUUGUUAAUUGGUCAGUCAUGGGAGGUAAAGUACAUAAAUGAAUUACACCUUGAUCAGUGCUUCACAUGUGCAUUGAUAUUUAGUCUCUCUCAAAUGUUUGCUACAUCUUACAUAAGUGACUUUAUCAGGGUUUAACAUUAAAAGUUUUUAUUUCUUAUAAUUUACAUACAUCUAGACAUUGCAUGUUUUUCAGCAAUGAGUGACUAGUUUAAUUUUCUAAGGUCGCAAUGACAAUGGUCAGCUGGGACAUGGAGAUGUGGUACGCUGUGACAAGCCCAAAGUAAUUGAGAGUUUAAAGCACUACACUAUCGUGCAAGCAAGUUGUGGAAAGGCACACACCCUGGUUCUCACAGGUUUGCAGCAGUGAUAUUUAAAUUUUUUUUUAGCUUUGAUGCAAGAUGCAAGCUCUGGCAAUUUCAGUUCUAGAGUCACUCCCUCCUCUCCCUGCAACCCCCUUUCUUCCCCCCCCCUCUCCACUCUGCAAGGGUUAUUUGGGGCUGAGAAGAAGAGAGACCCUGGAAACAAGUUUUCAGGCUUACAGUUUUUUUUUUUAGGGUGGGGGGAGAAGGGGGUGGAAAACCAAGCUGCAUGGCUUAGAGCAUUUAAGCAAAUCAAGAGCUGUGGGAAAUCUAUUGAAUAAAUGCAUACCCACAUGGGGCUGAAACUCACAAAUUCUCAUUGCAAGCUUCUUUGUUUGGUACAAGAAACCUGAAAAUAUGGUAGCUGUGAUUAUUUAAUGAUGGUCACAUCACUCAUUACUAGUAAUAACUGUUGUUUUCAGCUGAGGGUAUCCUGUUUGGUUUUGGUGGAAACAAGAUGGCUCAGCUGGGACAAGGACAUCAAAAACCAGUUGUGGCCAAGCCUGUUCAGGUACCAUUUUGAUCACAUUUUUGGAGGAUUGUGCCAACUGUUCCUUUACCAGAUUUACCAGAUGUUCCUCAAUGUAUAGCCUAGUGCACAAUGAAAUGGAGAAGGAACUUGGAAGGGGGGGGGUGGGGGGUAUUGUUUAUGUAAAUACUUGGAUGAUAGCCUGCUCCACCUCCUUCCUGCUCCACUAAACAUAAACUGUAGUAUUGUCAUAUCUUUGGGCUACAUGUAUGUAGCACUCAGUGGGAAGUAUACCUAUGUUUGAAAGAAUAUUAUAGUUUUAUUUUGACUUGCAACUUAUUCUUCAUCAAAGUGUACUGAGUAAGCAUUACUAUCUAGUACGUCCCCCUCUCAAAUAGGCCCUCAUCUGUAAUAAGCCUCCAUCUCCCAAAAAAGUGGAGCCGUUCUGAUAAGCCCUCUCCUUUAAAUGUGCUCCUCCCUAAUAACUGCUUCCUUCUGUUAAUAGGCCCCCCUCUAAUAUGCCUCUCUCAAAAAACCCAUUCUUUCCUAUAAUGCCCCUUUCUAAUAAACACCCUAUCUGAUAAGCCCCGUCCUCAAUUAGACUCCCCUCUCUAUAGUGAGCCCCCUUGCUAAUAGGCCUCCCCUAUCAGAAAGCCCCCUCUAUAAUAAACCCCACUAUCUAAUAUGCUCUCUAAUAACCCUCUCCUCUCUCUAAAAGAUCUCCUACUCUAAUAGGCACUUAGCUCUGCGAAGGGGGGCCCUCCCCAUUUCUAAUGGACCCCUCCCAGUGAUCCACCCAGCUGCGCCACGUGUACUACAUUUUGACGUUAUCUGUAAUGUAUCGCUGAUCAGACACACGGGAACAUGGAUUCUAUUGUCAGGGUGAUAACGGUAAUGAUGAUGAUGAUGAUGAAGGUGAUACUGAUGAAGAUGAUAAUAAUGAUAUCAAUCGUAAUUACUCUCUCUCUCUUUCUCUGGUUCCCUUCCAUACAAAGAUUGUUCACCCGAACAACAAGAAGAUAAUCAAGACCGCAUGCGGGGCAGAGUUCAGCAUGUUUAUUGAUGACACCAACUUGCUGUAUUCGUUCGGUCGCCCGGAGCAUGGUCAGCUGGGACAUAACACAGACGGGCAGUACUUUGUCACAUCUAACAAGCUGGCAUUUUAUUGCGAGGUGCUACCUAGACACGUGGCAGUUUUUGUCGAAAAAACAAAAGAUGGAUUCACCCAUAUCAUGGACGAUGUGAAAAUUGUCGGUGUUUCAUGCGGAAAUAACCAUACGGUAAGAAAAUGGAAUAUUACCCAAUUACUGUUCGCUUUGGUUAUUUUCUUUGUAGGAAGUUUCAAUCCGGGAAGCUAGGAGUUGGUCGUCGGUCGUCGGAAGUCAGCCUCGUUCGUGGCUCCAAUGCUUUUUAACAUGUACAUACUGAUAUGACAUGUACAUACUGACAUUCUAUUUAAGAAUUAUUCCACGACCGCGUGUUGGAUAUGAGGUGGUAGCGCCUCAAUGGCUAUAACCAAUCUCGAAUCCAAAAGCGAGAUUGGAAUAGUUGUGUUAUUAAAUUUCAUCAAAUCGUAAACGUUAAGAUAAUUGGAGCUCUCUAAGGCAAAUAUUUUUUUCGCUCUGCACACUUGGCGCAAUUUAUUUCCAUAUAAGGUGACUCGGAAUAUGAGCUGAUCACCAGAGUUGAGUGAACCAAUCAGAACACUAGAAAUACAAUAUUUGGAGUUGAAAAUUUAGCAGUACAAGAUGGAUACAUCUAAAGCCUGUAUGCAGUUGUUAGAACCAAAUUUCUGAUUGAAAAGGAGCCAGUGUAUUUUGAUAUCUUUCAGAUUGUACGAGAUUCUAAGGACCGAGUUUUUACUUGGGGAUUUGGUGGUUACGGCCGGCUCGGCCAUCAACAACCCAAAGAUGAACAUGUGCCAAGACUGGUUUCUUUCUUCAAAGCAAAAAGUGAGAGCAAACGUAUUGUAUUUUUGUACUGUCUUUUAUUAUUGUUGUUGUCAAUUUUUUUUUUCACGACGGGUAUUAUAGUUUUUGUUCUAAACACUUUAUCAGAAAUCAGAGAUCUAUCACAGCUUUCCAGAAUCAUUGCCAAUCUCUCUGACGAAGGGCUAAUACUCGAAACGUCAGCCUUUAAACUCUUUACGGUGGCCAGUUUACAUUUUAAACUCAGUUGAUAAUACUAAGUUACCCUGUUAUACUCUCCCACCGACGCAGCGCCACAGUUUCUUUAGAAACUUACCCCUUUAUUCCAGAAUUAUUGUUGUGUACCUUUCCUGUGAUCACGAAACUUUUCUAAAGCGUUUGUGAAACAAAUUCUGUACCUUCCUCUUAUUCUCUUGGUAAGGAAAGUGUGUUCUGAAAGUACCUCAAAUUUCCACACGAUACUGUAGUAUUUAUUUUUAUUACUAAUGAGUUAUAUACAGCACUGUCCAUGUCUCCAUCGUCGUUAUCUUCAUUGACGGUGGAGUUAAUGCUUUUAGCAGGUUAUCUUUUAUGUUUAUCAUCACCUUAAACAGCAAGGCGAAUAAACUAGAAGAAAAUCUAUUCUCUCCGAGAAUUUCCCUGAGUGUGACCGAGAUCUCGUUUAGAUGUGUUGAAGCGUUCUCUUCCAGAGUGAUAAAUAAAGUUUUCCUUCUCUCUCUCUCUCUCUCUCUUUAGGUGUCUCGUCCGUCCAUGCCGGUGCAAGCUAUAGCAUGGCGGUCAGUGCUGGUCAGCUGUACUUCUGGGGACAGACCAAGAGCACGGGGGAUGCUACUAUGUACCCGAAACCGGUCCGGGACAUGUCAGGAUGGGAUGUCCGCAGUGUAGGAUGCUCGUAAGUUGUAAAAGCUAAGCAAAGAUAUGGCUGAGAUAUAGAGGGGGGUGUUGGGGUUAAUUUGGUCCCCUUGGGGUCCAGAAUAAGAGCGCGGGAAAUGCCACCAUGUACCCGAAACCGGUCCGGGACAUGUCAGGAUGGGAUGUCCGGAGUGUGGGAUGCUCGUAAGUUGUAAAAGCUAAGCAAGAAUGUGGCUGAGAUAUAGAGGGGGUGUUGGAGUGCAUUUCAUCCCCUCGGGGUCCAGACCGAAGAGCGUGGGGAUACCACUAUGUACCCGAAACCGGUCAGGGACAUGUCAGGAUGGGAUGUUUGGAAUGAAGGAUACUCGUAAAUGGAAAAGGCUAAGGAAUGAUGUGGCUGAGAUAAAGAGGGAGUGUUGGGGUUCAUUUGAUUCCCUUGGGGUCCAGUCUAAGAGCGCUGGGGAUGCCUCUAUUUUCCCGAAAUUGGUCCGGGACAUGUCAGAAUGGGAUGUCCGGAGUGAAGGAUACGCGUAAUUGGUAAAGGCUAAGCAAGGAUGUGGCUGAGAUAAGGAAGUGGUGUUGGGGUUCAUUUGAUACCCUUAAGGCACCGAACUGAGAACACCGGGGAUGCCACUAUGCAUCUGAAACUGAGCCGUGACAGUCCAAAGUCUAAGAUACUCUUUAGUUGUGCAGCCCAAACAAGGGCGCAGCCUAGAUCAGGAAUGGGAUGAUAAGGCUGUAUUUAAGCCCAAUUUAUAAUGAAAAGUUAGAUUUUUGAGUAAUUAUCCUAAUGUCAAAGGGUACGCUGGAAAGGAACCACUGCUUUUCUUUGUUUAUUUGUUUGUUUUGUUUUUUUUCUCGAAGCGUCGAUUAUCAUGGCGACUAAGGUCAGGGAACGGGCAGGGAGAAAAGAUAAAAGUCAAGUCCAUAACUCAUCCAUUUCUUCUAUUCUGUAAACAUAACGUAAUUUGUUGAAAAUAUACAAAUACAUGGCGAGGACGGCUCUAGUGGAAGCCGAAGGCUGCUUCUUCAAAGAUACAUUUCUCUUUUCGUUGGUCAGGAAAUUGCAGUUUUGUUAGGAAAGUGCGGAAAAAGUCAGGGAAUUUAGGAAAUAGGUUCGUCGCAACAAUAACCACAGAAACAAUAAUUUCGUUGCCUACUUGAAGGAAUUUUUUUUAAAUUUUAACCUUUUUUUGUCAAGAUAAUGUAGAUACUUAAUGAGAGUAAAUGCUUCAUUUUCUUAACAGCAAAACAAGCAUUGUUCUGGCAGCAGACGACAGUGUGGUCAGCUGGGGACCGAGUCCGACGUACGGGGAACUGGUGCGUAGUCCACUCGUUGUUUUUAGUUAUUCCAAUGUUUAGGUCCAUACUGCCGUUUUGUUUUUGUUUAUUUAUUCGUGUCGGUCUAAAAAACGGUGUAUGGUUCGCCAUUCACAGCUAAGGCGACAACUUGAAUAGACUAGUGUUGUGGUAGCACAAUUAGUGCAGAGCACCAACUUGUUAUUUGGCAGUCAUUACCUGCGAGUGCAUCUGUUCUAACUAUUUCAUAUUCAUGCAAGAGAAAUAGUUUCAUUAACACUGACAAAAGGAAUGCCAAGUAUUUGCCAGAAUUGAAUGAAUACCUAUCAUCAACCACGCUCGAGGUCUUUGCUAAACGUUACGGGGAAUGCACGGGCAUGAAAAGGGAGGAGAAAUAACGGGGAACCUCGACUUUCUUUUGAGGCCGAGAAGACGACGUUUGACAUAUAAUUAUAUGUUUACCGUCUAUACAGUGAGUACAGGAAACGAUUUAAAGACACGUGGAACGGCUUCAAGAUACUCGUGAUUAUCUCCCUAUUGAAGUUAAGGAUAUUAUAGAGAUGAACAGAAAAAAAUUUGGGCAACAUAAGAGCUUUAAAUUUCCGUAGGCAAUACGGUAGAGAAGGGCCCGCUGAAUUGACUGAUUACAUCGCGCGUUGUUGCUGAUAUAUAUUAUGAAAACAGUUUCUCUGUGAGGUUCAGUUACUGUCCUUAUUAAAACUUGCGUGUUUAAAUAUUAUGAAACUACGUUUAUUUUUCAGGGAUAUGGAUUAAAGAAAGGAGGACAAAAAUCGUCAUCAAACCCGAAGAUAGUCGAACCUCUGGAAGGGAUUUACAUCCAACAGGUCAGCUGCGGUUUGGGGCACACCUUGUACAUUGCACGUGACGAGGAAAACGAUCGAGCACUACUUGACAAAUUGCCCGUUUACGACCCCGACAAGGUAAGAUAUUUUGAUAAGCCUGGUAAGCAUAUAAUCUUGCAGUUGCAAGGAUUUUAUGCAAAAAGCGUUGAGUGAUUGGUGAUUGAUGCAAGGAUGUGGCAAAAGCGAGAGGGUUUAUGUGACCCCCUAAAACUAAGAAAGUUUGAUGAUUUUAAAACAACCUUGCAGGGCACCAUGUAAAUAAUCUACCGUAUGGGAUUUUGUCCUCGAAAGGAAAGUAGAAGGAGGUUUAUCUUUUUAUCUUUUUGGAGAGGGAUGUAUCAGAAACUUUUAGCUCUUUGGGGCUUAACCGAGACGGGAGAUGAAUAAGAACUCCAGGGGGUGGCAUUUUGUCUUCACUGAGUAAGAAUCUCAGUUUAGAGAAAGCUACUGUCCUGUUAGCUUUGACUUCAUGUUCCUUUGACCUCAUAUCAUCUUUAUUUUUUUCUGCAGAUGUGAUUCUGACCAAUGUUACCUCUUACAAAUGUCACUCGUGUCACGGCUUCUGCUUACGUCAGUGUUACGUCACAAGUCACGUGAUUCAAUGCGUGCGUAGUCUUCUUGAUUCGGAAUUACCAGCUGUUUCCAAAUUAUUUAUAUUUGUACGUUUUGUGAUAUUAGAUAGUUUAGAUGAGCUUCUUACUGUAAAGGGCAAUGAGAAAGUGACAUUGUUUGCGUUCCCAGGGUAUCUCUGGUGGGCGAGAAAUAGUGAGAAUCUGAGAACGAGAAUAUUUCUAACAGGGCAGUAAGACUGAGAAAUGUUUGGGUCUCGUUGUCGAAUAUUUUCAAAUCAAAUGCCAAAGCACAAUUCCCAGCCCUGCUUAGGUUUAUUUUUCUUACAAAGCUGACUGAAAAAGUUCCAGUUGAGAAAUAUAUUAAACAUACCAAGUUUCUCUGCGAUGGUUUGAUUUUUAUGUAGAAAAGCAAUUUUUGAUUAAGUUCUUUCCUAAAGAAUGUUAUUUCUAUCAUUUCCUCAGUUUUUCUUUCGUACGACAUGUUAUCUAUUUAUAGCUGUUAUUCCUCCAAUUUCUUCUCCAGAGAGAGAAAGAGACAAAACGUCUAAAAUCUGAAGCAAAUUGUUUAAAUAAUCUAAUUAUUUAGUGACGACGUGUGACAUUAGAUUAAAUAUUAAGUACCUAUAGUAGUGUCAAAUCAAGAAAAACGCUAUAUAGAUAGAGAAAUUCAGUAUUUAGAAACAUGGAAGCUUGAUAUUAAUUGUACAUCUAAAAAAAAAAGACAUUUAAAAAGUAUGAGUAGUCAAGCAAACAUAGUGAAAUUAUAUUUAUUUUGCAGAGCUCUAAGAAAAAAAGUAUUGAUUGAAGUGAGGAUGGAUCUUUUCUUCUAGAUUUCGUAGCUGGCUGUUCUGUGUCAAGUGUGAUCGAAGAAGUCGUGAAGCAAACGACGCAUGUCUAUAACGUUGACUGGCGCCUUCGUUUUCAACGAACAAUCACACAAACGCCAAAUACGCGAGCUAAGAAACUUUUUCGCUGUUAUUGUUAUGGU
Molecule: messenger RNA, 17706 nt
Organism: Pocillopora meandrina
Lineage: Eukaryota; Metazoa; Cnidaria; Anthozoa; Scleractinia; Pocilloporidae
Source: the annotation of a GenBank genome assembly